Molecule: messenger RNA, 1423 nt
Organism: Lytechinus variegatus (green sea urchin)
Lineage: Eukaryota; Metazoa; Echinodermata; Echinoidea; Temnopleuroida; Toxopneustidae
Product: gamma-tubulin complex component 5-like
Exons: 10
Coding region: 92-1423 (443 amino acids)
Biological process (GO): mitotic cell cycle; meiotic cell cycle; microtubule nucleation
Cellular component (GO): equatorial microtubule organizing center; gamma-tubulin complex; spindle pole
Molecular function (GO): microtubule minus-end binding; gamma-tubulin binding
Source: RefSeq, a predicted model, not a curated record
UCGAGGAAUGACGUCACUUCACGAUCGGAAAUGGCGCCUGUAUCAAAUCUGCGGGAGUUGAUAAGUUGAAGUUGUCGAGCUUGUUUUAAUCAUGGAGCAGGAAACAAGGAAACUAGUGAAGAAACUGACACAAUUUCAGGAGGGUUCAGAGAAUUUUAGACGGACCUUUCAGUUUGUGCAGUCCAACUUCAGAUUCCAUCGCUAUCUGGAUCCUGACAGUCACAAAAUCACCAGAACAUUGAGUGGAAUCAGAGAGAAAUUGUUGAUCCAUUCUCUGGUGGAGAAAGCUACUGCACUGGAUAGAUCGGUGAAGGCAUUCCUAGAAUCUCCCCUCUCAGAGAAAAGUAAACACUCCAAGACUGAGGGUCACUAUGCAGUCUUGUCACUUUUGCUCAAUUUAUCAAACUCUCCAAUCAAUGCUGCAUUUCACGAGAGAGAAACAAAGCAUGAGGCAGCUCCUGAACCCAAAUUUGACUGGACUGGUUACCUACUGGAAGGUCUUGAACCUUUAAAAUCAUUCCGAGAUUCUUCUGAAGAGGAGUGGUCAGAUGAAGAUGAAGUCUCUGUUGCUGAUCAAAGUCUGACAAGAGAGGGGGCCCUUCAGGUCGAGCCUUAUCACCUCACUCCUUCAAGAGUCCCUGGAAGCAGCAAACUUUAUGGAACAGGUUGGGCAGAGCUUAGUGACAGUGUGGUGAUACAGUACUGGCAGGGGGAGCAAGACUCUACACUCCAUAGUGAUCAUGUGACACAUCACAUGACCAGGCAGUGGUGUGAAAGGGAGGUUUCUUGUGAACCGUUUAUUUCUGACAUUCCAAGAACUACCAUGACAGAAACACAGAUCAUUAGAGAAACUAUAUGGAUGCUUUUAGGAGCUGGUAGAUCGUUCCUUUAUCAGAGGAGGGAUGAUUGUCACGUGGCAAGGGACGAUGUUCAAGUAGCACAUCUCACUCCUACUUCAUUGCACGGUAUAACCAGACAGCUGGCUGAACUAGGCUCAAAGAUCCUCCAGCUACAGUCAUUUAUUGACAGAGUACAGUCCAAUCCAAUGAGUUACUGUACACCACAGAAACCUUGCCAUCCAUCAAUCUCCUCAGAGAAAGAACUAGAGUCGCCAAAAGAAAUAGCCAAUGAAGAUCACCAGGCCGACCCAAGCCCUUCGUCGGUGACAGACACCAAGCCAGAAGGUUCAGGCAGAACUCACUCACUUCCUGAUAUCCUCAGAGAAGCCAAGGUCCAGGAUUCUGCAGUGGAAAACCACUACAACUGCCAGACCUACGAAGCAUUUGCUGACGGUCUUGCAACAGUUCUCCAGGAUUUCAGAAACUCACUCAUAGAGGAGGAGAAGAAGGCCGUUGCUCAAGGUAUGAAGGGAAAUUCAGAAAAGGGGCUUUACUUGGCAUCCACUUGCCUCUUAUCUCAUUGA